AUGGCAGCAAGAACACCAUCGAAUGCAAGUCCUUUUUCUCCAGAACUUCAAACUUUUGUUGUCACCAAAUAUGACCCUUUGCUGGCAAUUGUGAGGGAACUUAACACGAGGCUGCAGGCUUCUGAAAAAGAGCGAAUGCGUCUGGAGAGAAGAGUGCAGCGGCUGGAGCAGCAAGUGAUUUCUUUAGCAGCAGCAGCAGAAUCGGGAACUCCAUUUAAAGCAGCAGCAGCAGCAGCAGAUCUCGACGCAGACGCCCCCGCAGGCAGGCAUGCUGUGCAAGAACUGCUGGAGGGGGAGGAGGCGCUGGCGGCCCCGUGGCUGUUCUCGUGUCAGAUCGGAACCCCCACUUCUGCGCUCCAAGUUCUUCUCGAGUUCUCUCCAGAUUCAACUUUGGAAAUCGAUUGCAAAAUGUGGAAAAGAGAGGAAGAUCUUUGGAUUUCUCUUUUGGAAGAACUCCCUGACGAAUUUGCCUUUCGUCGCCCGGACUCGCUGCAGCUGCUGGAUUUGCGGAGGGCUGCUCGCAGGGCUCUUCUGGAAUUCUGCAGAGGAGAAGUUCUCAUUCUUUUGCGAAGUGUUCCGGGAAGAAGAGAAGCUCCAAAUAAUCCCACUGCAAUUACUUUAGUUGCCAUUCUUGCUGCAGCUCUUUCGGAAGCCUGGAGCCGCGUGGAGGCGGGGGAGCCAGAGGCGUUGGGUCGGGUGGCUCUGGUGCUGGACGCCCAUCGGUCGCUCAGCAGCAGCAGCAGCAGCAGCAGCAGCAGCAGCGGGGAGGGUGCAGCUGCAGAAGCUGAGCUGCUGCAGCGCCUUGCUGCAGCAGCAGCAGCAGAGCUGGACCCCAUAGUUCUGGUGUCUGUACACCUCGCCAGGGCCUUCAGGCUUUUCCUGCAGCAGCGGCUGCCCUUCCUGGUCUUCCCGCCUCCCCCAGCAGCAGCAGCAGCAGCAGCAGCAGCAGCAAAGCCGCACCCACCGUUCAGCGCAGGCGCUGCGCUCGUGCUGCUGCACCUCGAGCAGCUGCUGCUGCUGCAUGCGCACUUCAAAGCCAUCAGCAGCAAAGCAGCAGCAGAACUGAUGGCAGACGCAGACAGCAACGCCCCAGUCAGGUGUACGUACACCGCGCAGCAGCAGCAGCAGCAGCAGCAGCAGAAGGAAGAGGGAGGCGUUUUCUCAGAAGAGGAAGCAGCAGAUCUCUGGGAGGAAGACACGCUGCUCAGCAGCAGCAGCAGCAGCAGAAGCAGCAGCAGCGACACAGAAUCGCUGCAGCCACACACAGCAGCACGCAGCAGCAGCAGCAUCAAUGCAAACGCCACGGAGGCAGCAGCAGCAGCAGCAGCAGCAGCAGAUAAAGAGCUGCAGCAGCAAACUGCAGCAGCAGCAGCAAUUAAGCCCGUGGAAGCAGCACCGCACUUAAGCGUUCUGGGUCAAGUUUUGGACUUUCUUCUUUUCGCAGCUUUUCAGCGCAUGUCCGCUUUGGGUGUACAGACAGCUGCGGACCACUACUGCGAAGGAGUAAUAGCUCCGGCUUUGUGUCUUUUUGCAAAAGAGACAAAAAGUCAAUUUGGAGUUCUUUUGUCUCCUUUCGAGUGUCUAGACACCUGCGCCUUGCUGCUGGAGUCUCUUUGCUGCACCCAAACCCUAAUGCAGCGGCUCCACUUCGCGCAGAGACUCCCCACACUGUAUAGACAGCUGGUGGACUUGGAGCGCCUGAUGAUGCAGCAUUUGUGCGAAGAAGUGAAGGAGAAAUUAGAGUGCACCCCUCAGGAGUCUUUCCCCGAAUUUCUUUCUUCUUUUGCUCCAGCAGCAGCAGCAUUUCGGCGGCCCCGUGCUGCUGCGCUGCAGCAGCAGGUGUACGUACACCUGGAGCAGCAGCUGCGGCAGCAGCUAAAAUCUUUUGCUGCUUCUUCUUCGAAGCAAAAGAGCAGCAAUGUGAUUCUCCAAAACAUUAUCUGCCAAAGCAAGGAGACAGUGCAGCAGCUGAAGGCUGCGUUUCAGUUGCAGACACUUAAAGAUGAAAUGCCCCUCACAUUCUCUUUGCUGCAGCUCUUUGCUGAAUCGGGGGAGAAGCUGAAGCAGCACCGCUUGCUGCUGCAGCAGGUGCAGCAGCAGCUGCAACACCACAUGCAGCAGCAAGGCAAUGCUGCUGCUGCUGCUGCUGCAGCAUUCAGCAACACGCUGAGGUCGGUGCAGCAAGCAGCAGCUGUCUGGAAGCCACGCGCCAGCCUAGAGCAGCAGCAGCAGCAGCAGCAGCAGCAGCUAGAGGACCGGGGCAUAUCAGAGGCAGUCAAGAAAUUCUGCAAUGUGAUGCAGCUUCCACUCCUAUCUCCCGCUGACGCUUUGCUGCUCGUCAAUUUGCUGCUGGACCCUUCAGUGCAGCAGCAGCAGCAGCAGCACAAGCAGCAUCACAAGCAGCGGAAUCGCUGA
This is a messenger RNA of Eimeria tenella, 2415 nucleotides long. Its product is annotated as Chromosome III, complete sequence, related. The transcript has 20 exons. The coding region runs from base 1 to 2415 and encodes 804 amino acids. The record is from RefSeq and is a predicted model, not a curated record. Lineage: Eukaryota; Apicomplexa; Conoidasida; Eucoccidiorida; Eimeriidae.